AUGGAUAUUCUUUCUGUCCUUCAGACAAACUUUCUCUCACUGGUUUUGGGCAUUAUUGUUUUUGUGUCGCUGUGGAUGAUUUGGGGUAAAAAGAGCAGCUUUGAAAGAUUACCGCCGGGUCCCCCUCCGUCUCCACUUGUUGGCAAUUUAUUCCAAAUAGGCCUAGCGGAGCCAUACAAGUAUUAUCUGGAGCUCUGCAACAAGUAUGGGUCAGUGUGUACCAUCUGGCUGGCCAACAAACCAGUGAUCAUACUGUCCGGAUAUCAGGCCAUCAAAGACGCCCUUGUCACUCAGGGAGAGGAGUUCAAUGGGAGGGCUCAGUACCCACUCCUGAUGAGGUCAACCAAUGGAUUUGGUGUGUUAGCCAGCAGUGGUCAGCGCUGGAAGGACCUCCGUCGGUUCUCCAUCAUGACGCUGAAGAACUUUGGGAUGGGGCGGAGGAGUGUGGAGGAGAGGGUCCAGGAGGAGGCCAGGAGCCUGGUGAAGGCGUUUCAUGAGUUUGAUGGCGCAGUUUUCAACCCUAAAGAUCUGCUGUGCACUGCCGUGUCAAACGUCAUCUGCUCCAUGGUGUUUGGGCACCGGUUUGAGUACAAAGACCCCGAGUUCCUGCUGCUCUACAAUGCAGUCGAUGCCUACUUCGACGUGCUCAGCAGUCCCAUUGGCACACUCUACAACAUCUUUCCUAAAAUUGUCGAGUGCAUUCCUGGAAAGCACAAGGAGAUGUUUGCAAUGAUGCAGAAGGCUCAGGUUUAUGUGAAGAAUCAGGCAGAGAUUCGACUGAAGCACCUGGAUGCCAACUCUACUCCCCAAGACUACACAGAGGCCUUUGUGAUUAAAAUGAUUCAGGAGAAGGACCUCCCAAAGAGUGAGUUUCACUAUGACAACCUGGUGAUCAGUGUGUGGAACCUGUUCUCGGCUGGGACAGAGACAACCUCCUCAACUUUGAGACACGCGUUACUGAUGAUGAUUAAGCACCCGAAUAUUCAAGCGCGUGUCCAUAAGGAGAUCGAUGACGUGAUUGGCCAGGAGAGAAGCCCCUCCAUGGAUGACAGGUCUAAGAUGCCCUACACGGACGCUGUGAUUCAUGAGGUGCAGCGUAGCCUGGACCUCACCCCAACCUCUGUGCCUCACAAGGUGAACGUCGACACUGAAUUCAAGAAAUACUUCAUCCCAAAGGAUACUAUGGUUCUCCCUCUGCUCUCUUCGGUUCUCAUUGACCCUAACCUGUGGAAGAACCCAGAGAAUUUUGACCCUGAAAACUUCUUAGAUGAGAAGGGCCGAUUUAAGAAGAACGAUGCCUUCCUGGUUUUUGGAUUAGGGAAGCGAGCCUGUCUGGGAGAGGGUCUGGCCCGGAUGGAGCUCUUCCUGUUCUUCUCCUCUCUUCUCCAGCACUUCACCUUUGUGGGCACGAAGCCCCCGGAGGAGAUCGACACCACCCCCACCUCCUGCAGCUUUGGCAGGAUGCCUCGCAGCUACGACUGCUACGCCAAACCCAGGGCAUAG
This is a messenger RNA of Clupea harengus (Atlantic herring), 1503 nucleotides long. RefSeq names its product cytochrome P450 2M1-like. The transcript is spliced from 9 exons. The record is from RefSeq and is a predicted model, not a curated record. The coding region runs from base 1 to 1503 and encodes 500 amino acids. Lineage: Eukaryota; Metazoa; Chordata; Actinopteri; Clupeiformes; Clupeidae.